AUGAAUAAGGCGACGGUGACCGGGUGCGGUCAUGUGUUUUGCUGGAAGUGUAUUUGUAACUGGUGCUCGUCGAACGUACGUUUGUUUUGUGCUUUGAUGGCGAAGCGCAAGAGGAGAAAGAAGUUGCUAACUGUGUUUGCUUUUGUGAUUUUGUGAUGUAGGAGGUGUGCCCGCUGUGCCGACAGGAGGUAGUGAUGAAGAAGCUGGUGUGUCUAAACAACUACUAACGCGAGAAGUGGAGAAAAGCGACGAUAAAGUUUUUAUAUACAGCA
Chondrus crispus (carragheen) is the source of this 272-nucleotide messenger RNA. RefSeq lists its product as hypothetical. The transcript has 2 exons. The coding region runs from base 1 to 156 and encodes 51 amino acids. NCBI's taxonomy places the organism in Eukaryota, Rhodophyta, Florideophyceae, Gigartinales, Gigartinaceae. The record is from RefSeq and is a predicted model, not a curated record.